Molecule: messenger RNA, 2134 nt
Organism: Sphaerodactylus townsendi
Lineage: Eukaryota; Metazoa; Chordata; Lepidosauria; Squamata; Sphaerodactylidae
Gene: CA12
Product: carbonic anhydrase 12
Exons: 8
Coding region: 7-777 (256 amino acids)
Cellular component (GO): plasma membrane
Molecular function (GO): zinc ion binding; carbonate dehydratase activity
Source: RefSeq, a predicted model, not a curated record
GUCAAAAUGACCCUUUCUCCCACGAUGCGUAUCAGAAACCUCCCCAACAGGUACUGCGCCGCUCAGCUCCACUUACACUGGGGAAGCCAGAGGAAGGAUGAAGGAUCAGAACACACAGUCGGCGGGAAACGUUUUGCUGCCGAACUCCACAUCGUACAUUAUAACGCCGACCAAUAUCGAGACAUGAAUUCGGCUGCAGACAAGUCAAACGGACUGGCGGUUCUGGGAAUCCUGAUACAGGUAGGCAAGUUCAACCCUUCCUAUGAGAAGAUCUUCAAUCAUUUCCGGAAUGUGAAAUACAAAGGUCAGAACACGCCCCUCUCCGGCUUCAACAUCCGAAAAUUGCUUCCAGACAGACUGGACGAGUAUUACCGCUAUGAAGGAUCCCUGACCACGCCUCCUUGCUACCCAAGCGUGGUUUGGACGGUUUUCCGUGACCCCGUAGAAAUUUCACAGAAGCAGCUGCAGGCCCUUCAGACGGCGCUAUACUGCACACAGUCGGACGACCCCGAUCCCAUAGAAAUGGUGGACAACUUCCGAAGAGUGCAGGAAUUCGAAAGGAUGGUUUCCAUCUCCUUCCGACAACGAGAACCCAACGGACCGAGCCUAGGUUUUGUCCUGCCUAUUGUUGCAGCCAGUAGCCUCGUUGCGAUUGCGGUUCUGGCCCUGGCGCUCUGGCUGAUUCGAAGAACAAAGAGCAAACGGCCCAAGGAGGACCAAGGGGUCAUCUACAAACCGGCCAUCAGCAAAGAGGAGGAAAAUGUCUCUACGGCAUAAACACCUGCUUGGCUAUCGAAGCAGCCCCUCCGUUCAAGGUGCUGUCAAACGUUUGUGUGUCUGUAACAGCUCAACGCCCCCCCAAAACCCCUGUCUAUCUUGCCUUUUUCUAUCAAUCCAACUUGGGCUUUUGUUUAUCCUGAGCACAAGAACGGGCAGAGCUCUUUGCCCUUGUGCCAAUGAACGGGCAGAGCUAUUUGCCCUCGUGACGUGAAAGGACACGCCGUUUGCUCUCAGACAGAUGGAACCGGUACACAUCCCAAACAUGCGGCGACGUACGUACAGAACGGCCUAUCGGCAGCCGGGGGGGGGGAGCUCUGUUUAUGCUACAGUUCCGAAUGUGAGAUUUACAAGCCAGACCUCUUGCGCGCUGGCAAAAUUGGAAGAAAGCCAUUCACCCCCAUCUGCUGUGUAGGUGGAAGUCCCGCCAGCUAAAGGCAACGCUAACAGUCAGCCUGAAUGAUCGUGGUUAAAGAUGGGACUGAAAGAUUGGGGGAGGGAAAAGAGCACGCGGAUAUGAAGCCUGCUUGCGUUAAAAAUGGAAGGACAGCGAAGGACAGUGGGCCACCUCUCUGAAACAGCCACUGGUCUUGUUUGGUCAUCUUGACUAUUGGGGAAGGGAGCUAGGCAUAGCUGCUCUGAAUGUUCCUCUUUACGAAAAACCUCCCAGAAUUGUAAAGGCUGGCAGGCCAAGAAGGUCAGGCUAUUUAUUAUUUUGUUUUAUCACACUUUCAUCCCGCCCUAUCCCAAAGGACUCAGGGCGGGUGACAGCAAUUAAAGCAGCUAACGUCCCUCAUUCAGAGAAGCCAAUUUGUCCCAUGCUCUUUACCCAGGACAUCGCUCAGCUGGGAGAGCCCCCACCCAUCCUUAGUCGAAAGCAGAACAGACCAGGAGAAGCACACACUUCGAACGCCCACUCUGCCAUGGAGGCUUUCUGGGGGACCUCCGGCUGGGCACACCCUCUCAACCUAACCUACCUCACUGGGUUGCUGUGAGCACAAAUUGCAGGCGAGCAGCACAAUGUUAGCCACCUGGCAAGAGAGGUGGCCUAGAAAUGAAAUUAAUUAAUAUUCCCCGUAUGUUUUCGUCAGCCCUGGAGAACGUAACGGCUUGAUGCCUCCCCCAUUACAGUUAAUUUACUGUGCAGGUGGUAGCCACAGGGGCACCGAGGGAAGGGGACAUGCAUUUCCCUGCAUUUUGAUGCUUCAGAACCAAACCGAUUCUCCCAGGACCGUUGUCACCAAAGUGAAUUUCAAAAAAAGCAAAACUAACCCCGUUGGAGUGUUGUGGGGCUUCCGGGCUGUAUGGCCGUGUUCCGGUAGCAUUUUCUCCUGACGUUUCGCCUGCAUCUGUGGCU